AGCACAUUUCCUGAGAGUGAACGUGUGAGGAAGGAACUGAGCAGCCAUCUCAAAACCAAUCCUGCCUACUCUCUGAGCUUGGAGAUGCUGAUGCCCUGGCCACUUUCUUCUGCUGAUAGUAGACCUGCUGAAGACCUUUGGACCAGCCGCUGAGCCACCAUGAUCUUUAGGCUCCUUUCCCUUCUCUGCCUCCGGCUGUGUGUUGGGCAAACAGACAUUCCUGAAAGUGGGCCUCCUCCCAAGCCCAGCCUCCGUGCCUGGCCCAGCACAGUGCUUCCCACCAGGAGCCACGUGACAAUGCAAUGUAAGAGCCCCACCCCGAGUAAAUACUUCAUUCUCAAAAGGGAAGGUUUCGCUUUGAAUUCUGUGAAGCCAUAUAAUUUGACAGAGGAGACGGCUGAUUUUCAUAUCACCGACCUACGACAGAAUGAUGGCGGACACUAUACCUGUGAAUACUAUAGCAAAUGGCCCCAUGACACACUGUCACGCCCCAGCAAUGCCCUUUUCUUGUUGGUCACAGGAUACUUACCUCAGCCCUCCUUUCAAGCCCACCACCGGGGUACAGUGACUGCAGGAAGCAAGGUGACUUUGCAGUGCCAGAAAGCAGGCAGUGUCCUCGGACCCGUGAAGUUUGUGUUACUGAAGGUGGGACGCUCAACUCCUGUGCAGACGAGGAGCUCAACAGGAAUGGUAUCAGACUUCUCUCUUGAGAAUGUGACAGUCAGAGACUCGGGGGAGUACAGCUGUGUUUACUAUCAGGCAAAGGCUCCCUAUCGGGCCUCAGGGCCCAGCAAGCUGCUUGAGAUCUCUGUGAUAGACGACCAUCUGCCUCAAGAUCUUGCUGCCUCCUCGACUUUCCCACCGCAACUGACAGCAACCUCACUCCAGACCCUGGAUACAAUGACAGAAGGCUACACUAUGGGUAAUCUCAUCCGGGUCGGUGUGGCUGCUGUAAUCCUGCUAAUAGUGGGAGGCUUUCUGGUUGAAGCCUGGCACCGUGAGCGGCUGUCUCCAAAUAAACCCUGUGCCCCAGGAGAAAAAUGAAUCUUCAGACCAAAUUAUCUCUGUGAAUUUAUGUGAAACCUUGAUGCAGCUUUUUGGGAAUCAUCCAGGAACAGGCUGCCUCAUCCUGACUCUUCACACAGAACAGAGGCCUGGACAUAUCUGGACACACACACAUAUGACACACGAUACACGUAUGCAUGCAUGACCGGAGAGGGAAUCAGACAGAAGAGAGCAUUAGAUCCCAUUAUAGAUGGCUGUGAGCCAUACUGUGGUGGCUAAAAAUUGAACACAGAACCUUUGCCAGAGCAGCUCUUAACCACUGAGCCAUCUCACCAACCCACUACCAGGGCUGGUCUUUGUCAGGGUGUUCUAUCACAGCCUUAUAGAGAGUGAAACUUAAGAUGGGCCCUGCUUCUUGUUCCAUCCCAAGCUCCCUGCUUGAUGUGAAAAGCCUCCAGCAUCUGUUCCCACUACUAUGACCUCCACUGUGCCAUGAUGGAUUGAAACUGUGAAUACAAAUAAAAAUGUCCUCCCUUG
Messenger RNA from Mus caroli (Ryukyu mouse), 1542 nucleotides. Its product is annotated as T-cell-interacting, activating receptor on myeloid cells protein 1. The record is from RefSeq and is a predicted model, not a curated record. Gene Ontology annotation, biological process: immune response-regulating signaling pathway. NCBI's taxonomy places the organism in Eukaryota, Metazoa, Chordata, Mammalia, Rodentia, Muridae. Gene Ontology annotation, cellular component: plasma membrane.